Mytilus trossulus (common blue mussel) is the source of this 984-nucleotide messenger RNA. RefSeq lists its product as uncharacterized. The transcript has 2 exons. The coding region runs from base 61 to 951 and encodes 296 amino acids. Lineage: Eukaryota; Metazoa; Mollusca; Bivalvia; Mytilida; Mytilidae. The record is from RefSeq and is a predicted model, not a curated record.
GUAACCCCGCCAGAUGAUCCGCUGUCAAUUGCAGCAAUCUUUGCAAUAGUUUUCAGUCUAAUGUUAAUCAUAUUUCUGGCUCUAGUAAUUGGUAUUUGCUGUUAUAGAAGUUAUAUUAAAAAGCACACAAAGAAAAUCAUUAUCAUUCCAAAAACACUUCCUAGAGGAGCCCAUACUGUGUUUACUUUGUCAGACACCAAUACCAUGGUAAACAAGGAAAUAAUAACAGAGCCUAAACUUGUAGUAAAACCAAUCAGGAAUGGGCAACCACAGAGCAUGGAACUACAACAAUGGAAACAAAACUCUGAGUUUCAAGAACCAGAAGGACAGCUUAAAUUAGUAACAAAACCGCAACCACCCAUAGCGACAAUAGACACAAUGAAAAGUCGAGUUGCUACCCAGAUGCGUGAAGACAGUGAACGUAAACGCAACCAGGCGCUCGUUAUCGACAGAGUGAAAACUAACUUAGAAAGGGAGUUGCGUGUUAUAGCAGUGUUAAAGGCUAAGGAUGCUGCGAAUAAAGAUGCAUAUAAUAGAGAAGCAGCAGCCAGUAAAAUGAGUCAGGCAGCAUCAAUUUUUCCACCUAAAAGUAGAAUGAGUCAAUAUGUUCAUGACCCUCAAGCAAAAAGUCGAACAAUGAGCAUGCGCAAAAAUAAAAUCACAAAUGGAACAAUUAAAACAGCAGCUCAUGACAAUAGUUUUAACAAUUCUUUUAGUUAUGAUCCUAGAACUUCAACACCGUUAUCGAUUCAGAGACCUUCUAGUAUUGAUAUGGUUAUGUCUGAAGCAAAUUUAUCAGUGUUUUCAGUUGAUUUGAAACACAGAUCUUCUAAGACCCCUAGACCUCAACCAGAUAUAACGGUGACUAAAAGAAUUAGGGAUACAAAAAAAUUCCCAACCAUUAAAGAACUAAGUAAUAUGCCAGGAGAAUUUCAAAACUUUGAACGGUGAAUUGUAUUUAAUAGAAUUAUAAGAAACAAUAGU